Messenger RNA from Xyrauchen texanus (razorback sucker), 2347 nucleotides. RefSeq names its product trichoplein keratin filament-binding protein-like. The transcript is spliced from 13 exons. NCBI's taxonomy places the organism in Eukaryota, Metazoa, Chordata, Actinopteri, Cypriniformes, Catostomidae. The record is from RefSeq and is a predicted model, not a curated record. Gene Ontology annotation, cellular component: keratin filament. Gene Ontology annotation, biological process: apoptotic process.
GCCGUAACCGCGUCUGUUAAUGUUUUGUUGACGAAGUAGCGGUCGCUGCUUUUCUUACAAAAGCAGUACAGUCUUCACUUUCAUAUUACUGAUUUAUUUCAGAAGAACUCCACAAGACAUUCGCCUCAUUGUGACUGAUUCAGCAGUCAGAUUCAUGGCUUUACCGACGCUGUCGGCGCAUUGGCCGGGUAGAGUACGGGCUCUGGAGAGGCAGCUAGUGCGCCAGCGGGAGCAGGAGGCUCGAUGGAGGCAGCAGUGGGAGCUGCACUCUCAGUACUUCAGAGAGCAGGAGGUCCGCAGCAGCAAACAGGCGCACUGGAGCUCACGGCAGUCCUUCCAGCGAAGUAUGUCAACAUUUCAGCGAGAACGGAUGGAGGAGAAACAGCGGAAUCUGGAGGAGCGCAGAGAGCAUCUGAGGACGAUGCUCCAGGAGGAGAGAGGCCAGCUGGAGGCCGAGCUCAGAACUGUUCUCCCAGACAGGAUCACGCUGACCAGACAGCUGGUGGAAAAAACAGAUACCCUCCGCUCUGCCAGGGAAGAGAGGAGGAAGAGUCUGGCACAGAAAUUACUGAAGGAGCACUGGAAGCAGAACAACCCAGAACUGCAGAAGGUUGAGUUAGGAUUGCACAAAGAUCAUGUUGUGAGCCAGUGGCAGGUCCAACAGCAGGAGAAAAAACAGGCUGAAGAGAGAGCUCAGGAGGAGAAACAGAAUGUUGAGAAUGAGUAUGAGAGGGCCAGAAAGGAGGCACUGAAAAGAAUAAAGGAAGAAGAGGAGAAGAGAAGACAGGAGGAAGUGAAGAGAGCCGAGGAUCUCCUUAAGCAGAUGGAGGAGCUCAAACUACGAGAACAAGAAGCUGAGCAUCUUAAGCAGGAACAAAAUGCUCUGAUGUCACAGCGCUGGGAGCUCGAGAAACUGGAGGAUGAGAGGAAGAGGAUGGAGGAGACCAGGAGGAAAACUGAGUUUGGGUAAAGUGGUUAGACUUCCUUCUGCACACCUGCUUUUAGGGCCCAGCUAAAAAGGAGAGCACAGCAGGUGCAGGAGGAGUUGGAGGCAGACCGUAAGAUCUUGGCAUCGCUGCUGGAGGGGGAGAUGGAGGAGGAGAGUCUGGAGAAAGCCAGGAGAGAUAGAGCGGUAGCGGACGCCGCCUGGAUGAAGAGAGUCAUUGAAGAGCAGCUCCAGCUUGAGAAGGAGAGAGAGGCCGAGUUUGAUAUAUUAUAUCGUGAGGAAGCUCAGCGUGUUUGGGAGAAGAGAGAGGCAGAAUGGGAGAAAGAGAGGAGAGCCAGAGAGAGACUCAUGCGGGAGGUCCUGGCGGGACGACAGCAGCAAUUGGAGGAACGUAUGCUGGAGAACAGGCUGGCUAGGGAGGAGUCUCUGAGGAGCAGAGAGGAGCUCAUCCAACAGCUGGAGCAAGAGAGACUCACCUUACACCAGGGGAGGGAAGAGCAGGAGGGAUCCCGCACAGCACGCAUGCUGGAGAUCAAUGCACAGGUGGAGCAGAGGCGCAAGGAACAGUGGGAGGAGCAGCGAAGACUUGAGGAGGAAGACGCACAGGAGAGGGAGGAGCUUAGGCUGCAGGAGGAGGAGCUUCAUCAUGAGACUGAAAGAAUGAUUCUACAGGGUUACCAGGAGAGGAUUUGCAGCAGACCCAGGUCAGCAUGGACAUAAAAGCAUUUUACAGAGGACGUUCAGUCUUUAUGCCACAUCACCUGCUAGAUGUUAGGAGUAUCUUCUAGCACUUUGUUUUAUUCAUAAUCUGGGAUAUCUUUGUCUAUGUCGAUCUUGGACUUGGAAUUUGUGUUUAAAUCAAAACAAGUUCUCCCAGCCAGUUAUCAGAGAUGCUUUUAAUAUUUAUGGAUCAUAAAUUGUUUAUGGUAAUUUAUGAUUUACGUUAUGCCUUUAAAAAAUGGUUGUGUUGGUAAGUCCUCUUUAUUACGUACUGUACUGUAUGCAUCACACUAGUGUUUAUUUGUUCAUAGGUUUGUUUCUGUGUAUUUUUAAUUGAUCAAUUUCAAUGCUGACUAAGGUUUUUUAUAAAUAAUUUGUUUUAUAAACUGCAUUUGAUUGCAAUGAAAAAGCAUUCUAAAUAGCCAUUACCAUGAAGUUCAACUAGUAAUAUGCACAUUAAGUAACAUCCAAUCUACUCUGCAAGUGAGUGUUAUAAUAAACAAAUCUGUCUAACUGUAAGCGAUGCGCUCCUCACUUGGAGGGUAGCUUUGGUACAAGUAAUAAGUGAGGGUUGUAAAUUAAGUAUAUAUUUAUGUUCUUUACUGAUGCUUUGUUAUAGAAUUUCAAAGCAGACAGCAAGGUCUAAGAUAAUACCUCUAGUAUUAAAAUAAUGCUGUUGUA